UAUCAGUCAUCAGAUAAGUUCCGUUCCGUGGUUAUCCCAUUAGCCUUUCUCCCACACAAACACAAACACACACACAAACUAUAUUUUAAAUACAUAUUGCACUUCUUCAAUCGUCUCUUUCAAUCAAUCAAUCUCCUCGUUGCUUUGUAUAUUAUUAAUUAACGUCGACAAUAUUAACCAUUGUGUUUGGAUUUGUUUGAUCAGAGGCGGCGUUGCGUGUGUGUUUUUUUCUUCUUCUUCUUCUCUGUCUCUCUCUCUCUCUCUCUAUCUCUCUUGGGAAAAUGAAGGAAAACGCAGGAAACCCAUUGCACCUGACUUCACUAAACCACGUCUCGCUCUUGUGCCGAUCCGUUGAUGAGUCUAUGAAUUUUUACCACAAGGUGUUAGGUUUCAUCCCGAUCAGAAGACCUGAAUCCUUAAAUUUUGAAGGAGCUUGGUUGUUUGGUCAUGGAAUUGGAAUACACCUCCUGCGUUCCCCAGAACCAGAGAAACUUCCUAAGAAAACUGCCAUUAAUCCCAAGGAUAAUCACAUUUCUUUCCAGUGCGAGAGCAUGGGAGCAGUGGAGAAGAAGCUAGAGGAUAUGGAGAUCGAGUAUGUGAGGUCGCUAGUAGAAGAAGGUGGGAUCCAAGUGGACCAGCUCUUCUUCCAUGACCCUGAUGGCUUCAUGAUCGAGAUCUGCAACUGUGACAGCCUCCCCGUUGUGCCCCUCGUAGGAGGAAUGGCUCGGUCCUGCUCAAGAGUCAAACUCCACCAGAUGGUGCAGCCACAACCGCAGACUCAUGUCCACCAAGUGGUCCACCCUUAGGCCUCUCUCUUUUGUUUGUGUGUGUAUCAUUGUGUGCUUGAAUAUUUGAGUGUAAUCAAUAAGAGACCGAUGUGAAUCAGCGAAUGUGAUUCCCCUCGAGGAAAUGACCAUUCUCUUUUGCUCCACAUGCUAUAUAAUAUUAUCAAGGGAAAUAAUAUUUACAUACAUGUGUAUUGGUUGAUUUA
Messenger RNA from Capsella rubella, 991 nucleotides. RefSeq lists its product as uncharacterized. Lineage: Eukaryota; Viridiplantae; Streptophyta; Magnoliopsida; Brassicales; Brassicaceae. The record is from RefSeq and is a predicted model, not a curated record. The transcript has 3 exons. The coding region runs from base 282 to 806 and encodes 174 amino acids.